AUGCGGUCCUUGGACCUGGCUUCUCAACUUCUCCGAAAUCAGAUAGUGACUGACCCAGACAACUUAAUGGAGGAUGCUGCUUGGGCCAAGCACUGUGAUCAGAAUUUACUGGCCUCUGAUCCCCCAGUGGAAGAGGGAACCAGCAUUAUAAAUGCAAAAAGGACUCAGACAACAGAUCAUCAGCCUGUCUUGAAAACAGUUUCGGAAUCCAAUGAGGAUUGUCAGCUGAGACUCAGUGACCGGACACAAGAAGCCAGUGAUCUUGAGGACUCCUGGGAUGAAUCUUCGGGUGCAGGGUGCUCUCAAGGGACCCCCAGCUACAGCAGCUCCCACAACCUUUUCAGAGGUGCAGUUGCUCCCUGUCAGAGCAGCACCAUGACCAGACUGGGUGUGUCCGGUGAGCCCAGUCCCUGCACCAGCACCCACCGAAAUACUACUGGUGUAGCCUCCACACAGCGGCCUCAAGUCUCCUCUUCUAGAGUUCGUUUUGUUUCUGGUGGAGAUAGGCCUUUGACCAGUGAGCCACCACCAAGGUGGGCAAGGCGAAGAAGGCGUUCAGUAGCCAGGACUAUUGCUGCUGAGUUGGCAGAAAACAGGAGAUUGGCACGAGAACUUUCAAAACGUGAGGAAGAAAAAUUGGACAGGCUGAUUGCUAUCGGUGAGGAGGCCAGUGCUCAACAAGACACUGCCAAUGAGCUUCGCAGGGAUGCUGUGAUCGCAGUCAGACGUUUGGCAACAGCAGUGGAAGAGGCAACUGGUGCUUUUCAGCUAGGGCUUGAAAAAUUGCUUCAAAGGUUAAUUUCCAAUACCAAAAGUUAG
Messenger RNA from Chrysochloris asiatica (Cape golden mole), 819 nucleotides. RefSeq lists its product as uncharacterized. The record is from RefSeq and is a predicted model, not a curated record. NCBI's taxonomy places the organism in Eukaryota, Metazoa, Chordata, Mammalia, Afrosoricida, Chrysochloridae. Bases 1 to 819 code for a protein of 272 amino acids. The transcript is spliced from 3 exons.